AAAAGUAACCAGAAGACUUCAUUUCCCAAAAGGCACAGCGUCCUCAGUGCAUCAUAGGAAAUGCAGGCCCUACUCAGGGCGCUGGAGGCGGGCCUUCCGGCUCGCGCGGUGCAUGCGUGGAAACUCGUCUUCGGAAGUACUCAAUCCGAAAGAAACCGGAAGCAGGGAAAGCGAUAGCGUACUCUUCCUACGGUGGCCUAAAGGAGCGGCGAAGUCGCCGUAGGAGAAUUUACCAUUUCUGGGUCUCACAGUUGCGAUGUCUUUCAAGAGGGAAGGGGACGACUGGAGUCAGCUCAAUGUGCUCAAAAAACGAAGAGUUGGGGACUUGCUGGCUAGUUACAUCCCGGAGGAUGAGGCGCUGAUGCUGCGGGAUGGACGUUUUGCUUGUGCCAUCUGCCCCCAUCGACCAGUACUGGACACCCUGGCCAUGCUGACUGCCCACCGUGCAGGCAAGAAACAUCUGGCUAGUCUGAAGCUGUUCUAUGGCAAAAAGCAGUCGGGCAAGGGAGCAGAGCAAAAUCCAAAACCGCAGACUGAGCCGAAGACGGAAAGCAGAGCUGAGGCUCCUUUGCUAACCCAGACCCGACUAAUCACCCAGAGUGCUCUACACAGAGCUCCCCACUAUAACAGCUGCUGCCGGAAGAAGAACAGACCAGAAGCCCCGGCUCCCUCUGUCCCCGCUUCUCCUUUGCCAGCAGCAGAGGUCGGACUCCAGAGUUCAGCGACAAGUAGGGAACCCAAACCUAGGGCAGGAUCGCGUGCCAAAGAGUCGGCGGCUCCCCUGGCUUCUGCACCCCUGAGCCCCACAAAACGACGGGCCCUGAACCAUUACCUCACCCUCCGCAGCUCUGGAUGGGUCCCAGAUGGGCGAGGCCGAUGGAUAAAAGAUGAAAAUGUUGAGUUUGACUCUGAUGAGGAAGAACCCCCCGAUCUCCCCUCGGAUGACUAACCCCUUUCCUUGUUUGUUCCACAAAUAAACCUACAGUGGGGUCCUGGGAGCACACUGGCCCUCGAGUCACGUUUCUUGUUCAAUUU
Acomys russatus (golden spiny mouse) is the source of this 1035-nucleotide messenger RNA. RefSeq names its product sodium channel modifier 1 (gene Scnm1). The transcript has 7 exons. The record is from RefSeq and is a predicted model, not a curated record. Gene Ontology annotation, biological process: RNA splicing. NCBI's taxonomy places the organism in Eukaryota, Metazoa, Chordata, Mammalia, Rodentia, Muridae. Bases 257 to 949 code for a protein of 230 amino acids. Gene Ontology annotation, cellular component: nucleus.